Molecule: messenger RNA, 1926 nt
Organism: Rhineura floridana
Lineage: Eukaryota; Metazoa; Chordata; Lepidosauria; Squamata; Rhineuridae
Exons: 2
Coding region: 18-653 (211 amino acids)
Source: RefSeq, a predicted model, not a curated record
GAGAGGGGUCCUUCUUGAUGGACAGCGGGGGAUGGAGGCCAGCCCAGCUGCGACAAGUUGCGCUUCCAGCCUCGUUAAAGAGCCUUUCUUGUUGGAAUAUAAGGGCUGGCUGGUUGGCUGGCUUCCAGACAGACCGGGGGGCUAGGAAGGAGACAGGCAUGCUGCGGGGUGCUGGGAAGAGGACGCUUCUAGAAUAUCCUGGCGGUAUGGAGACGUUGCAGAGGACUUUGCUGUGUGUGUUAGUUCUGCUGUUGACUUCAGGAGAGGGGUCUAGUGCGGACGGAUUAUGCGCCGUCUUGAAGGACGAGAUGGAGUCGCCGGCGACGGCUUUCCCGGAGUUGGCAGGGCUGGGCGGUGCUGACUCCCAAUUCUGUUGCAGCACCGCAAAGGUCCACCGAGGCCAGGAGAAAUGUCCUUCCUUUGGCCAGCUGAAGGCUGGCACCCCCAACAGGACAGAGGAAGAAACCACCCGGUCUCCGGCUGCUGAGGAAGCACAAGCCAAGUAUGUCUGGUUCAUCCUCCUAGUGAUUGGUGCUUUAUUGUUUUUUAUCUGUGUUUCCUGCCUUGCUUUCCGUUUCCGGAAUUCAAUGAGAAACUGCAUUAGGCCCAGAGAAAGAAAUGAAGUGCAGUUGGAGCAAGUUCACCUUCCUUGACAGCCUGCUGUCACUGAUGCUCCAUAUGCUGGAGCCUCCAAUGACUAUGCAGUCAUCUUGUCUUCAUCAGCUCUUGUUCCUGAUUCCACCUUGGAAGCUGGAUCUCCUUUUCCAAACAAUGACUGGAGCUCCUCCUCUAAUGUGCAGACUGAGCAAGGCCCUAAACUACAACACUGUAUCCCUAUAGUCAAGUUGCUUUUAGGGUUAUAUAGUGAGCUCAUUUCCUUAUUGAUUAUACUUUUUUAAUGUAUGAACUAGACUACUCCUGAGACACGUAGUGCUUUCUUUGUCCAAAGUUAUUGUUCUCCCGUUUGUGAAAAAUACACAAGUGUGUAUUUUAUGUGUGUAACACAGGUGUUGUAAUAUGCAUGUAAUUAGGGAUUAUUCACUGCACCCCUCUUGUCCCAAUUAAUACUUUAGUUCAGGGGAGGCCAUAGUGAGGAAAGCACCUCAGUUUCCUUACUGCUCUCUUAAGGAGGGGCACUUGUGUUUGAAGGAAUAACAUCAAUACCUUCCCACUGGGCUGGAUCCUCUCAUGCUUUGAAUGCACCUGGACUGCAUGGCAGUAUAUUAAAUGCUGUGCCUUCAGUGACAAAUCCUCCAGUAGGGCAACCCUCCAGAGAAAAUGACAACUUGAAAUGGCUUCUCUGCUUCUGAACAAGAAGACUUGGGUGGGCGCGCAAUGCCUUGCAUGGUGAUGUCCAGCAUGUUGCUUGGAGAGAGGGAGAGGAAGCAAGACCAUCACAAGGGCAUUGCAAAGCCAUUGAGUUUUUCCCUGAUGAAGAGAGCUUGUUGGAUGCUGCCAGCUCCGUAGAGAGGCCACCAAACUAGCAAAGCAUGGAGGUUGUUUGCAGAGUUGGCUUCAGGGACAUUGCCAGUGAAGAAGGAACAAAGUAUUGUUAAAGUGCCGUGUGAAACACUUGGGUAGGGGACUGCUGGGGAAUGUAUUUUGGGUCGUCUUAUGACUAACACACACACAAUCUCCUGGUUUGUAAUUUAACCUCUACAUGUUGACAUGGGCCAAGAGCAUGCCCUAUAGCUCAUGGGGUUAUGUUGCAUAGUACCCCAAUGCUUUUUAAACUUGAACCUUGUAUGACCACUUCUGUGUAUUACUCCUGAAGAGGCAAGCAGCCUGUGUGCCUUCUGCGUCAGAUACUUCUGAGAUCCAAAAAGUUGCUUUUAGCACAUCUAUGUAUGUUUAGCCCUGUCAAUGCAUGCUUUUUAAAUGUAUUUUCCUGUUUUUUCAAUAAAAUUUGUGUAUGUAGCAUUUUGA